Messenger RNA from Macrobrachium nipponense, 1651 nucleotides. RefSeq names its product serine protease inhibitor dipetalogastin-like. The transcript has 13 exons. The coding region runs from base 146 to 1516 and encodes 456 amino acids. Gene Ontology annotation, biological process: cell differentiation; multicellular organism development. NCBI's taxonomy places the organism in Eukaryota, Metazoa, Arthropoda, Malacostraca, Decapoda, Palaemonidae. The record is from RefSeq and is a predicted model, not a curated record. Gene Ontology annotation, molecular function: protein binding.
UUCUGCGCAAUGUCUGUAUUUAGGAGACGCGCUGGCCAGGUCCUAGUUCAUUCGGCUUUCAGCAAUCUUCUGCUUUCAUCGGUCAGCCGACUUCCAGGGACUCUCGUAGCUUCCACAGUAUCUGAGGAAGACGAAAGCAAUCAGGAUGGAAGGUUUAACAGCUGCUGCCUUCUGCAUUUUAACUGUGGCUCUUUUUGGGACGUCAGAAGGAGGUCCACAAACCCCAGGAGGUAACUGCAACCCCAACAGGCCUUGUCCACUAAUUCACAGACCAGUGUGUGGCAGUGACGGUCGUACGUACAGUAAUGACUGUGUCCUUCAAGGUCAAACCUGCAGCAAUCCAAAUCUCCAAGUAGACCACGAGGGACCAUGUCGUUUACUGACCAACUUUCCUUUGCAAGAAUCACAGAAGAAGAGGUGCGUCCCUCCACUCUGCACAGCCAUCUACGCCCCCGUCUGCGGUAGCGACGGUCAGACUUACGCCAGUGAAUGUACCUUAAACGGUGCUAAGUGCGAAGAUCCCUCUCUCACUCUGGUGUCUAAUGGACCGUGUGGUACCGAAGAGACGAAAUGUCCUCAGCUCUGUCCAGCUAAUUAUGCCCCUGUGUGUGGAAACAACGGCGAGACCUACAGCAACGACUGUACAUUAAACACAGCUGCCUGCAAGACUCCCUCCCUUAGGAAGGUGUCAGAUGGCGCUUGUUGGACAUAUGAGGAUGCUCACAUACAGACGUACACAAACACUGGAAAAACCUCAGGUGUCGAAGUACUUAAGUUCCAAUAUGUAAUCUGGCUGAACAGCAUGAGAAUCUCACUGGGUUUGGUUGUCAUCUUCGCUAUUUGUGGAGUGGAACUUGGGCAUACGCGGGAAUUAAAUCCGUCAAAGCAUAGUGGCUGUGCGGUGGAUUGCCACCAUGCCUAUUUCCCAGUCUGUGGCACUGACGGCGAAACUUACGACAACGAUUGUGCACUGAGCUUGGCUGCUUGCGAGGACCCAUACAUUCAAGUUGCGUACAGUGGGCCGUUAUUACCUGGGAUCUCUGGAGUCCUCGUUAGUAGACUUGAUGUUCUUAGCCUGUUCAUUUUGCGUCUCUGGAACAAAAAAACACAGGUAUAUCAAAUGAGCAACAUGAGAAUCUCACUGGCUGUGACUGUCAUCUUCGUCAUUUUGGGGGUGGAUCUUGGAAAUACGCGGUACCUAGGAUCUUUUCAGGAUCGUGAGUGUAGACUGCCUUGUUAUAAAGAUUAUUUACCAGUCUGUGGCAGCAAUGGUAAGACGUAUGGCAACGAAUGUGCACUGAGCAAAGCUGCUUGCGAGGAUCCGUACGUACAACUUGCGUAUCACGGCCCAUGUAAUGGGGGAUCCAAGAACGAGAAGUGUGACCGGCCUUGUGACGAGCAGUAUCACCCUGUCUGCGCCAGCGAUGGAAAGACUUACUCCAACGCCUGCGUGUUGAGCGUGGCGGUGUGUAAGGACCCCCGUCUCUGGAUGGUGUCCUCUUCUCCAUGUUCAUAAGAUAAGAGCAGGACGGAUCUCUACAGUAUCUAGGAACGGGAGGCGAAGCUGAAGUCGAGAUCUUUCAGAGGGAAUUGUGUUUCAAAUAAUAUAUAGAUAUGUCUAAUCACGUUGACACAUCAUUAUACAUCUAAC